AUGGGGAGGGUCGUCAUCGAAGGCAAGAGGAAACUAACGGUAGAGGAACGAGAAGAGGUAAAGGGGGCCGUAAUGAUACCUGUUGACUACGAUGCGGACCCAAAGACUAACUGGGAGCUCACUGCCGAGAUUGGCACAUCAAUCUUCCCAGAGGCCAUUGUCGAUGGCCUCAAAAAUAAGGUUGGAGACCGUAAGACGAAAGGCAUCGGAGAAGAGAUUCUCAAAUUCUUUGACAAGUGGAAGCCAUGCGCGGGCGAUGAUUCCGAAGUUAAAAUUAAAGGCUUUGACAGCCUUGGUCCAUGGAUAGUCAACUAG
This is a messenger RNA of Trematosphaeria pertusa, 315 nucleotides long. RefSeq lists its product as uncharacterized. NCBI's taxonomy places the organism in Eukaryota, Fungi, Ascomycota, Dothideomycetes, Pleosporales, Trematosphaeriaceae. The transcript is spliced from 2 exons. The record is from RefSeq and is a predicted model, not a curated record. The coding region runs from base 1 to 315 and encodes 104 amino acids.